This is a messenger RNA of Engraulis encrasicolus (European anchovy), 1884 nucleotides long. RefSeq names its product cyclic GMP-AMP synthase a (gene cgasa). The record is from RefSeq and is a predicted model, not a curated record. Bases 26 to 1453 code for a protein of 475 amino acids. The transcript has 5 exons. Gene Ontology annotation, molecular function: 2',3'-cyclic GMP-AMP synthase activity; chromatin binding; double-stranded DNA binding. NCBI's taxonomy places the organism in Eukaryota, Metazoa, Chordata, Actinopteri, Clupeiformes, Engraulidae. Gene Ontology annotation, biological process: negative regulation of double-strand break repair via homologous recombination; DNA damage response; activation of innate immune response. Gene Ontology annotation, cellular component: site of double-strand break; nucleus; cytosol.
UCCUUUUUAAAAACUGCGCGCUAAAAUGGCGAGUAGGGGGAAAGCGUCUUCUGACAGGAGGUCAUCCACGAAAACCCACUCGUCCGUAGGAAAAACCAACCCAUGUAGGCCUACAGGGGGGAGAGCGGCUACUGGGACCCAGAACCAAAGGCAGGCGCAGGUUCCAACUCCAUCUUCGACUGCAAACUGCACUCCAAGACCAGGCGCAAAAAGUCUUGGAAAAGAAGCGCCUGCGCAACCCCCGCGCCAAAGGAGACCACUCGAUCGGGAUGCAGCCGUUGAAUCCCCUCAACGAUUGAAUAAACCAACUAGAGGUGGAAGUAUCGAGGAUGAUCCGAGCAAAGUUCUUCGAAAGACUUUAGACCAAUUAACGAUCAGAAAACAACCUCGAAGCAGAGCCGCGAAAAUAAAAAAUGAUGUGGUCGAGAAGAUCAUCGAUCAGCUAGAGAAGUCCCGUAAUUUCAGUGGGAUCAAGAUAUUACCUACCGGCAGCUACUUCGAAAAUCUCAAGAUUUCCAAUCCUGAUGAAUUUGACGUGAUGUUUACCAUCCCCGUGGAUAGAGUGGAGGCGGUACCUUUUGGUGAAGAUGGUGCCUACUACAGCGUGAAGUUUAAGCGCCAUCCAAAGCAACAUGUUCUGGACCCCUUUCUACAGGCUAAUGAUGUCCUGUGCGCAAGCGAUAUGCUGGCAGCGUUUCGGAAAGAGAUCAAAGAAGCUCUAAAGACCAUACCAAUAAAGGGGUUGAAGAUGGAGCCCAAGAAGCCUACGUCCCCGGCCGUGACGUUGAUACUACAGGAGGACGGUCGUGAGAUCUCCAUCGACCUUGUCCUUGGCCUAGAGGUGAAGGGCAGCUGGCCACAAGCUGCUCAGGCAGGCAUGAAUAUGGAGAAGUGGCUCGGCACAAAGGUGAAGAGAGAUUUCAAGUUCAAGCCCUACUACUUGGUCCCGAAGCACGAAGGACGUGGAAGUACAGAGUCAGAUGGAGUAUCUGCAAAAGAUGUAUGGAGAAUCUCUUUCUCUCACGUGGAGAAGGCGAUCAUGAAAAACCACGGUGCACACAAGUCUUGCUGCGAGAAAGGAGGAGAAAAAUGCUGCAGAAAGCAGUGCCUCAAACUGCUGAAGCAUCUUCUGGCGGAACUGAAGGCCAAGCAUCCGACCGAGCUGUCCAAGUUCUGCUCCUACUAUGCCAAGACCACCCUUCUGCACGUUUGCAGCACAAAAUACUGUAAAGACGACCAGUGGCAGAUGUCGGACCUUCUGCAGUGCUUCGAGAGACUGCUGGAGGAUUUCCAGCAACGCCUGAGGAGCAAACUACUCCCCAACUUCUUUGUUCCCGCCCAUAAUCUCCUCGCCUCCGUCAGUGCCAAGAGCUGCAAUGCUCUAGCAAGCUACAUCGAGACUGAACACAAUAAUGGGUUCCCGAUCUUCAAAAACGGUUUGGUUAAGGGCUAGAAAUAUUGUUUUUUGGUUCAACUGUUGUUUCAUAUAUUGUUGUAAUGAAGAAAUUAAAACCGGAAAUUCAAAAGGUUUACUGGUCAGUUUUUCAAUUUUAUUUGAACAGGUCAACUCAAAAAUUAAUUAAAAGAAUUUACAAGGGAAAUAAUAAUAAUUAUUAUUUUAAGUAUAUCUUUUUUUUUAAAGCAAACAUUUUAGAACUUGUAAUAAUGAUAAUUAUAAUAUAAAAAAAAUAAACGGUAAAGGUAGCCUCAAUUCUUCUGUGUUGGAGGUUCAGCCUCUAAAAGUGCAGGCAACCUUGAACGAUUCCAACAAUACAUCAUGGUUCACACUGUCGGAAGUAAACGUGCAGCGUGCUAUGCAAGCCAGCCACCUGGGGCCUAAACUAAGAAGCUGGUUCAGGAGUAAUCUAGGUUAAGUUAAGAGGU